UUCUCCCAGCCUUCAUGGAUCUGUUUGGAGACAUAGAUGACAUUUCUUCAGAGAGCGAUGGGGACAGUGAACAAACUAUUCCAGGGCAGCCUGCUGAUGAACAUGGAGUGCCUCAGGACCAGCAGGAGGAAGAGCCGAUUUCUGAGACCAGAAUAGAAGUAGAAAUCCCCAGUAUCAACUCUGAUUUAGGAAAUGAAUUGUACUUUGUUAAACUACCUAAAGUUCUCAGCAUAGAACCCAAACCUUUCGAUCCUCAGUAUUACGAAGAUGAAUUUGAAGGUGAGAAAAUGCUUGACGAGGAAGAUCGAACCAGGUUAAGAUUAAAGGUAGAAAAUACGAUAAGAUGGAGGAAACGCCGGGACGAGGAAGGAAAUGAAAUUAAGGAAAGCAAUGCUCGGGUGGUCAAGUGGUCAGAUGGGAGCCUUUCCCUGCAUCUAGGCAGUGAAGUGUUUGAUGUCUACAAAGCCCCAAUGCAGGGCAAUCACAACCACCUGUUCGUUCGAGAAGACACUGGUCUACAGGGACAAGCUGUCUUUAAAUCCAAACUCACCUUUAGACCUCACUCUACAGACUGUGCCACACACAGAAAGAUGACCCUGCCACUUGAUAAGAGAUGCUCAAAGACGCAGAGGAUUAGAAUCUUACCCAUGGCUGGGCGUGAUCCCGAGUGCCAGCGCACUGAAAUGAUUAAGAAAGAAGAACGUUUGAGGGCUUCUACUCACGAGCCCACCCAUCUAUGGGAGAAGCAGAACCAGCAGGGGCUGAGUGCCCCCUACCAGGACCCUAACAGUGCCCAUGAGGAGGAGGAAGACGCCGAAGCCAUUAAAAACCAUUACCAAGGGGAGCUCCCAGGAGCUGAGGCCUCUGGAAAGAGGAAAGUGGGGGGUGAAGAAGAAAACGACUGAAGUAUGAAAUGUGCCCUCAUUGUAUACAUUGUACUGACCCUUGAGGAACACAGGUUUAAACUGCACGGGUCCACUUACAGCCUUUUUUUUUUUUUUUUGAUAAAUAUGGUACAGUGCUGUAAAUG
Zalophus californianus (California sea lion) is the source of this 1030-nucleotide messenger RNA. RefSeq names its product RNA polymerase-associated protein LEO1-like. Gene Ontology annotation, cellular component: nucleus; Cdc73/Paf1 complex. The record is from RefSeq and is a predicted model, not a curated record. Gene Ontology annotation, molecular function: RNA polymerase II C-terminal domain phosphoserine binding. Lineage: Eukaryota; Metazoa; Chordata; Mammalia; Carnivora; Otariidae. The coding region runs from base 15 to 905 and encodes 296 amino acids. The transcript has 8 exons. Gene Ontology annotation, biological process: transcription elongation by RNA polymerase II; positive regulation of transcription elongation by RNA polymerase II.